GUACAAUGAGCAUAUUAUUCCUGAUUGCAAGUAUCAGCAUUACCAGAGAGUGUUGAAUGGCCAGUGGUUGACUACAGAGGCUAUUUCGGACUAUUUGCAGCUUUUGAAAUUAGAGGCAGAAAAGAAGAGCAUAAACAUUGCCUGCAAGGAUGCAACAUUUUUACCUAAAUUAAUAGCCCAAGGAUUUAAAGGUGUCAAGUGCAGACAAAGAAUUCAUUUACUACAAAAAGAGGCUGUCAUGAUACCAGUCCACAGCGACUGCCAUUGGUCAUUGGUAGUAAGUGAUGUUGGGCAUUUUAUAUAUUACACAAUACUUAGAUUGUAGAUAUGGCAGAACAGAUUAUUUAUUACUUUGACUCCCUACACAGAGAAAAUUACAAAGUGAUUAACUUGAUAUGGUAUUAUAUAUGCAUGGAAGCAAAAGAGGAAAGUGCUACACUUCCUGAAAAGACUAAAUGGUCAUACUGUGAUGGAAAGAUGUGUGGUUUUCCUCAACAACAAAACUCAGAUAAUUGUGGUGUCAUGGUCUGCAUGGUAUAACUAUAGUCAUACUUUAACAAUAACUUAAGAAACAUCAUAGGCAGCAAAACUUUUUAUAGAAAAAUCCACAUUCAAAUUUGACUAUACUGAAAUCCCAGCAGGACGAAACUAUCUUUAUAAUGCUUUGACUGAGCCUUACAAAAUAGGUUCUAAAACUAAAAAAAUUGAUUUAGUAGAAAAUGAAGAAAAAAAGGCAAACAGUCAUAGCUUUAGUAGUGAUGAAGAUGAACUUCCUCAAGUAGACUUUAAGUCACUUAAGUCUAAGGUGAAACAUAAGGAACAACCUGCCAAAACAGGUAUGACUACACCCAAAGAAAACAGUGUUAAUUCUGGUAGCAAAAUUGCAAUGUCACUAGAUCAAAACACAUAUUUUUUGACUUGCAAUGAUAUAAUUGAGUUAAGUAGAGCUACAUUAUCUACAAAGGCAGCAUUGUUCUACAUUAAGGCAAUGGCCAAAAUCAGAAAUGAUAAUUAUGACAAUUUUAACACAAAUGUGGAUGGGUAUGCAGAGAUUGUAUCCAGUGCUGAUCUGGAAUUAUAUAUGAGACACAAAUACAAUGAUAAAUAUAAUCCCUGCAAUGAUAUUACAAAUUCUUAUAAAGGCAUUAGAUUAGUCUUAUGUCCAGCUUUUUGGGAAGGAGUUCUUUUGUUUGCAAAGCUAUCUGAAAAAGAAAUUACUGUAUAUGAUGUAAUUGAAAGGACAGACAAUAGUAAGAUAAUAGCUCUAACAAGUGCAUUCAGAAAAGCUUUAGCAACUUGGUUCUGCAAUAAGGAAAGCCAUAAGCAAGUAAGAUUAAGUUGUUGGACUGUGAAAGAAAUAAAGGAAUAUGGUUAUGAUGAGAUAAAUUAUAUUGAUAGAAUAAAAAACUAUUCACUUUGUCAGUACACUGGAAGACUAUUAGGAUUGUAUCAUGAAGUAACUACAAAUUCUUUGAGUUUUGAAAUUGAGGUUAAAAAUUACAAUAUGUGGAUAUUGGAAAAGAUAUCAUCAGUUGCAGAAAUUCAUGACAGCAAUUUUUUUGGUAAAGUAGAAGAGAUUAUGAAACAAAUAACAGAAAAAGAAGAAGGCUCUGUCAUAAAUAUACAUGACAUUAAUCCAAAAGAGGAUGGACUUCUAAUGCCCACUUUCAAUGAUGCAGCUAGAGAGAGUUAUUUUAUACAAUGGUAUCCUUACAUCAAUAGGGAAGUUUUAUCAGAUGAAAACACUUCACUCAGUAGAAAAUUUAUCAGAGAACACAUUAAAAAACAUGAGCUGAAAUUAAAGCAACUGUGUAAAGGAGAGAUUGCCAGCAUAUAUCAAAAUGUAAAUGCAAAGUGGGAAAGGAUGGUGUGGCCAAUAGAACAAUUUGAUAUGGUUGAUGAAAUUUUCCAUUUCCUCAUGGGGCUGGAAAUGGAAACAAAGAAGGAAAAGGAGAUUGCAAUAAUGAGCUUAGUUGUAAGAAACUUUCUGUGGCCAGAGGUUCUCACAUUGCUAACAAUGGCUAAGGCUAAUUUAACAUAUUGCAUAAAAGAUAGAUAUAAACAAACACCAUACUAUAGGCAAGACAACAUGGUUAUUUUAGUCAUGGUUUAA
Amphimedon queenslandica is the source of this 2113-nucleotide messenger RNA. RefSeq lists its product as uncharacterized. The coding region runs from base 839 to 2113 and encodes 424 amino acids. NCBI's taxonomy places the organism in Eukaryota, Metazoa, Porifera, Demospongiae, Haplosclerida, Niphatidae. The transcript is spliced from 23 exons. The record is from RefSeq and is a predicted model, not a curated record.